This is a messenger RNA of Hippocampus comes (tiger tail seahorse), 2065 nucleotides long. It is a transcript of the gene tfg, whose product is annotated as trafficking from ER to golgi regulator. Gene Ontology annotation, molecular function: identical protein binding. The coding region runs from base 193 to 1425 and encodes 410 amino acids. Gene Ontology annotation, cellular component: endoplasmic reticulum exit site. The transcript is spliced from 8 exons. The record is from RefSeq and is a predicted model, not a curated record. Gene Ontology annotation, biological process: endoplasmic reticulum to Golgi vesicle-mediated transport; COPII vesicle coat assembly. Lineage: Eukaryota; Metazoa; Chordata; Actinopteri; Syngnathiformes; Syngnathidae.
UGCGCGGCGGGGCUGCCACGUACAGGUUGACAGCUGAGGCUGAUCGGGGACACUUCCUGAUUGCUCCUGCUGCCAUCCGGCUCUUGCUACGCUAGCGACCCUCUUUCACGAUUUGGGAGCAGCGAGUGAAAAUCAGCGUUGGUCCGUUGUCACAACAAGGAGGUUGGAGCAGCAGUUAGGACGGACGGCACCAUGAACGGCCAGCUCGACCUGAGCGGGAAGCUGAUCAUCAAAGCCCAGCUGGGCGAUGACAUCAGACGCAUCCCGAUCCACAAUGAAGACAUCACUUACGAUGAGCUGGUGCUCAUGAUGCAGCGUGUCUUCAGGGGCAAACUGCAGAGCAGCGACGAGGUCACCAUCAAAUACAAGGACGAAGACGAUGACCUCAUCACCAUCUUCGACAGCUCUGACCUCUCCUUCGCUAUCCAGUGCAGUAGGAUUCUCAAGUUAACGUUGUUUGUGAACGGUCAGCCGAGGCCUUUGGAGUCCAGUCAUGUGAAGUACCUGCGCAGGGAGCUCAUCGAGCUGAGGAAUAAAGUCAACACCCUCCUGGAUACCUUUGAGCCCCCCAAAGAGGCCGACGUGGCCGCUACAGCACAAGAAAGCGAAACAGUUGACGGACGUGAAGGCAAGGUGGCGACAACAGACCCCGCUGCGAAGCAUGUGACCCCAGUCAGCGCGGCCAGCAUGUCCGCCUUUGACCCCUUAAAGAACCAGGAUGAAGUCAACAAGAAUGUCAUCUCAGCUUUUGGUCUGAGCGAGGACCAGUCCCCAGCUCCGCCUGCAGCGGCGGCCCCAGAGGAGCGCUCAGGCACCCCCGACAGCAUUGCGUCCUCCUCAUCCGCAGUCCCUCAGCCAGGGUUGCCUCACCAAGCGCAGGCUCCCUUUUCCGGAGGGCAGCAGGCAGCCCCAGCUGGCAUGGAUGGUCAGGUGUACCAGCAGUACCAGGCCCCAGGUGGAUACCCUCCGCAGCAGCCGGGUGCCCCGUCUCAACAGUAUGGAAUGCAGUAUCCUGCGGGAUAUAGCCCCCAGCCAGGAGCCCCCCAACCUGGUCAGCCGCAACAGCAGCAGUUCCAGAACUACGCGCCCCCCUCCUCCCAAGCCCCGGCCGCAGGUCCGCCGGCCCCGGCCCCCAGCUACCAGGGUGGCCAGCAGCCGCAGCAGCCUCAUCCUCAUCCUCCUCAGGGACCGCAGCAGUACCCACCAGGAGCUUUUCCUCCCCAAAACUAUACUUCCCAGGCAUCACAGCCUGCCAACUACAGCAUGCCGCCCACCUCCCAGCCUGCCGGGUACCAACCUCGUCCGGGAUACACCCCACCUCCGGGCAGCACGGUCACCCCUCCGCCUGGGGCUGCUAACCCAUAUGCCCGGAACCGGCCCCCCUACGGUCAGGGAUAUGCUCAGCCAGGCCCUGGAUACCGGUAAAAGGUGCUCAUGAAAGAUCCACACAUCAGCCUUCGUGGCUCCAAUUGAUUGGACUGGUUCUGACUUUUUUUUCCCCCCACCCUCCGCAUCAUAUGAAUAUAAAAUCCAAAUUUGAAACAGGCAAACUCCCCAGUCUGAUGGUGAGUGUUUGUAUGCGGUCUAUCCAACACAUCGCUGGCCUUUUGUUGUUGUUGUAAUUCUGACUUCUUUUUUGGGGGGUGUUAUUUCAUCUCACCAUCCUUUUCCCUCUUGUAUUUGUUCUUGUUGCACGCAUUUGGAAGACCAAAACUGACUGUUUAUCCUUCUUUUUACAUCAUUGCGUGAAUGACAUCCAUAUCCUUAAGACUUAGUGCGCUGGCCAUCGAACUGAAUUCCAGUUUUGUCUUUUUAUUGUCACCAUAAUGUCUGUAUUAAUCAUGAUGGGGAAACUAGCUAAGUGAGGGUAUACGGGCGGGGUCAAUCCCAAGUGAAAUAUGUAAGAUCCCCUUUGGUCACCACUCCUUCACUCUUUCUCUGUCUUAUCACCAGUUUUUACUCAUAUACAAAAAUCAAAUGACUUCUUCACGUGAGAUUAGUCGUUUAGUGUAUAAACUGUAACUUUUUUUUUCUUUCUUUAACACAAUAAAUGAUUGAGACCCAG